AUGGUGCGAGAUAAGUUUAACGACGGCGGCGCGAUUUCGGCAUGGGACACGUUUAGAACGAGCAUGGAUAGCUCUGAAGCCGAUGAACAGGUGGAUGACAUGCUUGAAAGCGCGGCGGAAGUAGAAGAAAAGAAUAGACGCGUGCGAGACGGUUAUGUGGAAGAUGCGUUCGGGGUGAACAACGCGAUUGAUCCUUUUAAACUCGUCACGGGUGAGUACGUGGUGCAUCGAAAGUACGGCAUAGGUCAGUUUCUCGGCAUGAAGGUAUUAGCCGUGGAGUCAGCCAAUGAAGGUACGCAAAACAAACCGUUCUUGUUCCUGAAGUAUCAGGAUGCGACGGCGAAGAUUAGUCCAGAGGCGUCGAGGCGAUUGCUCUACCGCUUUUGUUCUCCUGGAGGAUUGGUGAAACCACCAAAGCUCAACAAGCUCAACGACAAAUCGACUUGGGAUUUGAGGGAAAGGAAGACCGAGGCAACGAUUCGUCGUCUAGUGGUGAACCAAAUGGUGGUGUAUCUCCAAAGGUUGCAAUGUGUGCGAGAGCCGUACCCGUUGCCUGACCCCGAGAGGGCGAAGCAGUUUGACGCGUCGUUCCCGUUUACGCUCACGCCAGAUCAAACGAGCGCGAUUCAAGAAAUCACCGAAGAUUUGCAGCAAGACGCUCCGAUGGAUCGAUUAGUUAUUGGUGACGUCGGUUUUGGGAAGACGGAAGUCGCCAUGCGCGCGAUGUUUCAUGUGGCAAGCAGCGGAGGGGGCGUAUUCAUGAUGGCGCCGACCACCGUCUUAGCGAAGCAGCACGCGGCAAACCUCGCCGUUCGAUUUCGCCCGUUGGGUAUAAACGUUGAAUUAGUCACUAGGCACAUCCAAGCCGCAAAGCAAAACACAAUCUUCGAUGAUUUUAGGGACGGUAAAGUGCAAAUCAUCGUCGGUACGCAUAAGCUGGUGAACUUGGAGCAAGAGUAUUACAAGCAGCUCAGAUUACUCGUUAUAGACGAAGAACAAAGAUUCGGUGUCAAGCACAAGGACCAGAUAAGUGCGUUGAAAGCUGAAGUCGAUGUUCUCACGUUGUCGGCGACGCCAAUCCCGCGCACGCUGCACAUGGCCAUGUCGGGAUUCCGCGACGCGUCGCUGGUGCAGACGCCGCCACCGGAGCGCCGUCCAAUUAACACGGUGCUCGCGCCGCAGAACGACGACGACAUCAGAAAGGCGAUCGAGUACGAAAUCUCGCGGAAUGGGCAGAUAUAUUACAUCGUACCGCGGAUCAAUAUGAUGCGCGACGCAUGCGAUCGACUGUUGCGCCUUUUCCCGAAUUUACAAAUCAUGACGGCGCACGGACAAAUGGACGGCGAAGCCAUCGACGACGCCAUGGAGUCAUUUUCAAACGGUUCGGCGGACGUACUGAUCGCGACGACGAUCGUCGAGUCUGGUUUGGACAUUCCCAACUGUAACACGAUCAUCAUCGAAAAUGUGCAGUUUUUUGGGCUCGCUUCGUUGUAUCAGCUUCGCGGUCGCGUUGGUCGGGCCGGUCGCCAGGCGUACGCUUACAUGUUCUACUCCGCAGACGAGAGUGAGCUGACGACGGGCGCGCAGGAGCGCUUGGCCGCGCUGGAGGAAUGCUGCGGAUUGGGCGAAGGGUUCCGUCUGUCAGAGCGAGAUAUGGGCAUUCGAGGUGUCGGCACGAUGUUUGGCGAAAAGCAAAGCGGAGACGUCGAUAGUGUCGGAGCCGAUUUAUACCUGGAGCUUCUCUACAAACAGCUGCAACGCAUCGAUAAUCUAAGAAUCAAGACGAUUGAUGCCGAUGACGUUCGAGUCGGUGCCGCUGGUUAUGAAUUCGGGAUCACGCCGUUCUACAUCGCCACCACGGAGGCGAGCGACGAAGUCAAGGCGACGAUUGACUCAAUCACCGCGCACGAACAAGUGCACGACGUCCUCGCGCUGAUGCGUGAUACGUUUGGUGAACCUGACGAAUUCAGCCUGUCAUGCGUCUUUGCCAGGGAAAUGCGCAUACUGGCUGGUGAUCUCGGCAUUCAAGGAAUUUUGCUCGACAGUCCCACCGCUCCCAUCAUCGAUUUGAUCACGGAUGCGUCGAUCAUGGUGAAAGAACUUCUCGUCGAAGGUAUUAGCGAUGCGUACGACGUGGAAAUCAUCGACACAGGUAUCCGGCUCAAGACAAUGACUGAUAUGACGAUGCACGGCAAGGUGAUGUACACGGUUAAAAUCUUGCGCCAAAUCACUGGCUCCAUCCCAUCCUUCGUGAAGUACUUGUAG
Molecule: messenger RNA, 2265 nt
Organism: Ostreococcus lucimarinus CCE9901
Lineage: Eukaryota; Viridiplantae; Chlorophyta; Mamiellophyceae; Mamiellales; Bathycoccaceae
Exons: 1
Coding region: 1-2265 (754 amino acids)
Biological process (GO): DNA repair
Molecular function (GO): DNA helicase activity; ATP binding; nucleic acid binding
Source: RefSeq, a predicted model, not a curated record